UCUUGUUUAUUUGUUGUAUUUGACUCAAGUAUUGCAUAUUAUAACCACCUUUCUAAUUGUAACAAUCUCAACCUGAACUGAACUAAAGGCAAUUAAUUUAGUCAAGAAAACGUCUUAAGAAUCCUUAAUUGCCAUUAACGCACACCUUAAUGAAGCAGCAUUCACAACCAUAAAGCCAUUCAGUUCCUGCUCUUUAAUUUCAACCUCGAAUCUUCUUCCUUGUGUGCUUUCAUGGAGUUAUGGUUCUCACUGGUUGCCUUUCUUUUACUAUGUUCUUCUCUUCAUGCACUCAUUAAACUCUUCAGAACCACCAAAAAGCUUCCACCAGGCCCUCCUACUAUACCAGUUAUCGGCAACUUCCUAUGGCUUCUCAAAACCUCCAAGAGCUUCUCCAAUGUCGAGCCUGUUCUUCGACAACUACGUGCCAAAUACGGCCCUAUUGUCACUCUCUAUCUCGGCUCUCAACCCUCCAUUUUCAUCACCAACCGUGACACCGCCCAUCGAGCAUUAGUUCAAGGUGGAUCCGCCUUUGCUAGCCGCCCCUUGGCAGUCCAAGCCACACAGGUCAUCUUCAGCAACCACCGCACCAUUGCAAUGAUUCCUUACGGAAACCAAUGGCGAAUUCUUCGUCAGAAUCUCAUGUCCUCCAUCCAUCCUACAAGAUUGAACUCCUAUUCUCCAUGUCGAAGAUGGGCAUUGGAGGUUUUGAAGAAUAGACUCGCAAGGGAAGCUAAAUUGGGGAGACCUGUUCGCGUUGUGGAUCACAUCCAACAUGCUAUGUUUUGCUUACUGAUUUACAUGUUGUUCGGUGAGAAAUUUGAAGAGAAAACCAUCAGAGAGAUUUCAGAAGCAACAAAGGCUGCUUUGUCGAACUUCACUAGAUUCAAUGUUUUGAAUUUCAUGCCAAUUGGAAUUGGGAAGAUUGUGUUUAGGAAGCUCUGGAAGGAGCUGUUACAGAUCCGCCAUAACCAGCUUGAAGUCUUUCUUCCUCUUAUUAGAGCAAGGCGCGAGAAAAGGAAGAAUGAGGAGAAAAUGGGUAACACCCAUGAAAGCUUUCUCGGUUACCUUGACACCCUUUUGGAGUUGAAGCUUCCUGAGGGAGCAAAAAAAGAGUUUUCUGAUGAGGAUUUAGUGAGCUUGUGUUCAGAGUUCUUGAAUGGCGGAACUGAUACCACCACCACCGCACUUCAAUGGGCAAUGGCGAAUCUGGUGAAGCACCAAGACAUACAAGAAAAGCUGCUCAGUGACAUCAACAGGGUUGUAAAAGCAGGGGAUGAGAUCAAAGAUGAUGACUUGAAGAGAAUGCCGUACUUGAAUGCGGUGGUGUUAGAGACUCUCCGGCGACACCCACCUGGACAUUUCAUAAUUCCCCGAGCAGUCGUGGAAGACACCAAAUUCGACGGCUACGACAUACCCAGAAACGCAAUGGUGAAUUUUACAGUCGCAGAUAUGGGUUGGGAUCCGAAAGUGUGGGAGGAACCAAUGGAGUUCAAACCAGAGAGGUUUCUGAGUGAUGGAGAAAAUGCACACCAGGUGUUCGAUAUAAAGGGUGUGAGAGAGAUCAAGAUGAUGCCUUUUGGUGCAGGGAGAAGAAUAUGUCCUGCCAUUUCUUUGGCAAUUCUGCAUCAACAAUACUUUGUAGCCAAUUUAAUUAGAGAUUUCAAAUGGACGGCUGAGAAUGGAUGUGAUGUCGAUUUGUCAGAGAAACAAGACUUCACUAUUGUCAUGAAAAGCCCACUUAUGGCAUUCAUAUCUCCUAGAAUAAAUUGA
Tripterygium wilfordii is the source of this 1770-nucleotide messenger RNA. RefSeq names its product cytochrome P450 89A2-like. The coding region runs from base 232 to 1770 and encodes 512 amino acids. Gene Ontology annotation, molecular function: heme binding; oxidoreductase activity, acting on paired donors, with incorporation or reduction of molecular oxygen, NAD(P)H as one donor, and incorporation of one atom of oxygen; iron ion binding. The record is from RefSeq and is a predicted model, not a curated record. Gene Ontology annotation, cellular component: membrane. Lineage: Eukaryota; Viridiplantae; Streptophyta; Magnoliopsida; Celastrales; Celastraceae. The transcript is spliced from 2 exons.